GUUCUUUUCAUGUUGGAGAGCUGCAUACAGAAGAGCGCGAACCACAUAUUCCUCCCCGUUCUUUUUUUUUUACUUCAAUUAUUGAUUAUCUUUUUCCAGGGUGAUUUCAUUUGUUUUCUUCUCCCACUGAUCAAGCCCAGGGACAAGGUGCUGCCACUUCCCACCAUUUUAAAAGCCGAAGCAGAGAGCUCUGCUACCCCCAUUCACGAUUAAGCUUCAGAUUCAACAGCAGCAGUCGAAACAGAGAGACUGAGAGAGUAUAUUAACUUAUACAUUCCUUCAGCUCUCUCCUUGUUCCUUUUCCUCAUUUCCCCUGAUAAGAACCCAUUUCUUCCUGUCUGCAACUUUACCCACACUCUAAAAGGCACCAACUUUUCUAAAACCCAGCUCCCAUUUCUCGAGCUCCUCUGGUUUUUGUAUUCUGCAAUUUAGCUCCUCUCUGUUUUUGGGGGCUGGUUGUUGAUUCCUCGUCUUGAACGAAGCUGUUUGCAACAAGAGGGGAACAAAAAGGGACGGUGAGCUCUAUGGGGAUGCCAAUUUUUUUUUUGAUGCAGACGGUGUAAGGAAACCCUAGGGAUUUCUUGUUAUUUUCUUGUCUGUAUUCCAAGCCAGCAGAUCCUUUUAUCCACCAAAAAAACGAGGAAAAGAAAACCAUUGGUACCCAUAUAGACGGCCAUUGUUGGGAAUCUUUUGAAAGAAAAAGAGGAGAGAAAGAAAAAGAAAAAAAAAAAUGGACUUGAACUUGAAGUCAUUUGAUGCCAAAUUAUUAAUGGGUGCUUCGUCUGAGUUAGCUCCAAGAAGAACCGGACAUUCCGCCACCACCAUUUCUUCUGGCGUUAGAUUCUCCUCCUCCAUCGUCAUUUCCAGUCGCACAGGAAGUACAAUUGUCGGUUCGGCUGGGUGGGAAGAAAUGGCGACCACGGCGCCGCGGAGCUACUUCUUCGACAUGAGGGAUGUUUCGAGGAGUGUGUUCAAGAAGAGUGACGAAGUUCUUGUUGCUUGUGAUGACGAGUAUGGCGGAGUUGUUGUUGAUCCAGACUUGCUUCCGGCCAACCAGGACGUUUUCGCCUCUUUGCUCCAUUCGUCGCUCUCUCAUUGGAAACUCAAGGGGAAGAAGGGGAUUUGGCUGAAAUUACCGCUUGAAAGAUCUCAACUUGUUCCAAUCGCCGUACAGGAGGGUUUCGAGUACCACCAUGCAGAGCCAGGAUAUGUGAUGCUGACUUACUGGAUUCCUCAACGACCUUCCAUGCUGCCAGCCAAUGCUUCUCACCAUGUAGGAGUUGGAGGAUUCGUCGUCAACGAGAACAACGAGGUACCAUUCCUAUGUGGUUACCAGGAUUCGAAUAAUAGAUAUCACAAAUCACCAUCGAUAACAAAUCUGAUUUCGUAUUAAGAACUAGUCCACCUUCCAAUAACCCUGAGUUGUACUGAUAUCAGUGUUUUGUUUUUUUGCAUUCUGAUGAGCAUUGCUCCAUACCAGUCUUGUCCUUUGUGUUUGGCUAAAUCUAUGUGAUCAAUACUUCUCAAGACCUUCACAUAUGGUGGUGAGUUUGCAGAUUCUUGUGGUGCAAGAGAAGUUCUGUACCCCGUCCUUUUCAGGAGUUUGGAAGAUACCAACUGGCUUCAUUCACGAGGCGGAGGAGAUUUACUCAGGAGCAGUAAGAGAAGUCAAGGAAGAAACUGGGGUAAUGCCAAGAAGCCUUUCCCAAUUCAAUAACCCAUUUUUAUCACCUUCCUUCUGUAGCCUGAAAGAGAAUUGCAUUGCUUGUGAUAAUCCAUUAUUUGAUUUCCAAGAAUGUCUCUUCCUUUGGUUUAUGUUUCUGCAGAUCGACACAGCGUUUGUGGAAGUGAUGGCAUUCAGGCAUGCUCAUAACUUGGCAUUCCAGAAAUCCGAUCUCUUCUUCGUGUGCAUGCUGGAACCCUUAUCAUCUCAGAUCAGCAUAGAUGAUGACGAGAUUCAAGCAGCCAGAUGGAUGCCUCUCGAGGACUAUUUGGCGCAGCCACUCAUCAAUGGAGAUAUAAUGUUCAAGAAGAUCCUCGACAUCUGCAUCGCUCGAUUGGGGAAGCGAUACUGUGGACUCACUGCCCAUCAAGUCGUCUCCACGUUCGACGACAGGCAAUCUUGCCUCUACUACAAUGUCGUCGACAUCCAGAAUGGAAAUGACAACUGCAUAGGCCAUUGAAAGAAAAAAUGCAUGCAGCCAUCGUAUGGUCCUUAUCUUAUCUUACAUUAAUUACAUUGUUGUUUAAUUAACCAAUGCUAUAUAAGGUAAAUCUAACGACGAUUUAUGUUGUAAAUUGAGUAACUGGGUUGUGUUUGUCACAUAUGGGAGAAGAAAAACCAUGCUCUGAGGCAAGGCGUACAUAACUUUGUGAUGGAAUAAUGAGCUUGGCACUUGGCAGUUUGCGUCUUAUUUUUCACUAUUUGUAUAGCCAUCAAAGUUCAAACCUGAUGUUUUUAGGAUUGCUGACGAAACCAUGUUUCUGUUGUGUAAACAAAUUCAUUCCUAUCUAUACUAUUAGUGAAAAAGC
Messenger RNA from Linum tenue, 2532 nucleotides. The record is from the annotation of a GenBank genome assembly. NCBI's taxonomy places the organism in Eukaryota, Viridiplantae, Streptophyta, Magnoliopsida, Malpighiales, Linaceae.